UCAGAGAUAAACGCUCUUGAGAGUUAUUUCAAUAUUUUCUCGAAUCUGAGCUCCGGCCAGGAAUCCACCACAAGUAACAAACCCAUUCUUCUCAGCAGCGACUAAAAGCAGUCGUUUCAACAAGACCAUGGAAGACCAGGAAUAUCCCUAUACCCUAAUAAAUGUUAUAGGAGGUACAGAUGGAAUAUAUGAAGAACAUGUGGAGUACUUGGAGCAACAUCUUAAGCUCAUCACCAUGAAGGAAUUUCUUGAAAACAAGCAAGUGCUUAGUCAGAAAAUCAAAGCAAUUUUUAUGUGGAUCCAUAAACCAGUGGCUAACAGAGAGCUCCUGCAAAACUUACCUAACUUAAAGGUUAUUGCAAAUUCUGGUGUUGGAGUGGAUCACUUGGACCUAAAACUGCUCUCCAGCUUUGGUGUGAAAGUGGCUAACACUCCAUUUGCCGUUUCCAACGCUACAGCAGAUUUGGGGAUAGCUUUGAUGCUGGCUUCUGCUAGGAGGAUUGUGGAAGGUAAUAAGAUUGCAGUUUCUCCAGAAACUAAAUAUUUUAAUGCUGACUGGCUGGGCGAAGAAAUAACUGGCACAACUCUGGGGAUCAUUGGAAUGGGCACCAUUGGUUAUAAGGUGGCCCAGAGAGCUAAAGCUUUUGAAAUGAAAAUUCUUUAUCAUAACAGGAAGCGGAGAAAUGAGGUGGAGGAGCAGGCCGUCGGGGCUGUUUAUUGCCAAAAGAUGGAAAAUUUACUUUGCCAAUCUGACUUUGUGAUACUAGCAGUGAACCUGACACCUCAAACAUGCAAGAUGAUUGGAAAACAGGAGCUAGAGUUCAUGAAACCCACUGCUACUCUUAUCAACAUCUGCAGAGGUCAAGUGGUUGAUCAAGAUGCCCUGGUGAAGGCACUUCAGAAUAGAGUUAUUAAGGCUGCAGCUUUGGAUGUGACAUACCCUGAACCAUUGCCAAGAGACCAUGCUUUACUACAUUUAAAGAAUGUAAUUAUAACGCCUCACAUUGGAAGUGCAACUUCACAAACCCGACGCCUGAUGAUGAAAAAUAUGGUUGAAAGUAUUCUGGCAGGUGUAAAUGGUCUCCCAGUCCCUAAUGAAGUACACGUGUAAUGUUGUGCAUAUGUUGCUAGUGAAAUGUUAGCUCUGUGUACAUGAUUCUGUAUCUGUCUCAAAAAAUAUAUAUGAAAAUGAUGAAU
This is a messenger RNA of Elgaria multicarinata webbii, 1197 nucleotides long. Its product is annotated as probable 2-ketogluconate reductase. Gene Ontology annotation, molecular function: oxidoreductase activity, acting on the CH-OH group of donors, NAD or NADP as acceptor; NAD binding. Lineage: Eukaryota; Metazoa; Chordata; Lepidosauria; Squamata; Anguidae. The record is from RefSeq and is a predicted model, not a curated record. The transcript has 6 exons. The coding region runs from base 128 to 1111 and encodes 327 amino acids.